Oryza sativa Japonica Group (Japanese rice) is the source of this 2111-nucleotide messenger RNA. Its product is annotated as 4-coumarate--CoA ligase-like 5. Gene Ontology annotation, molecular function: CoA-ligase activity. NCBI's taxonomy places the organism in Eukaryota, Viridiplantae, Streptophyta, Magnoliopsida, Poales, Poaceae. The record is from RefSeq and is a predicted model, not a curated record.
CGACUCAACCACUGUGCGCUCCGUCCAGUCCCCGGCUCCGUGGACCGUGCACUAGUACAAAGCCUAGGAUUUCCGCCAGCCACGUCUCCAACAUCCUCUCCUCUGUUCGUUCCCCGCCGCGAACGGAAUCCGAAUCCCCAAUGGCCGACCGCGCGCCGCCUCCGCCUCCGCCGCCCGCCGGGAUCGACUCCAGGAGCGGCUUCUGCGCGGCGACGCGGAUCUUCCACAGCACCCGCGCCCCGGGCGACCUCCCGCCGGAGUCGCUCCCGAUGACCGCGGCGGCCUACGCCUUCUCCCUCCUGUCGUCGUCGACGCUCCCCGGCCGCCCCGCGCUCGUCGACGCCGCCACUGGCAUUGCCAUCUCCUACCCGUCCUUCCUCGCCGCCGUCCGCUCCCUCGCGGGGGGGCUCUGGUGCUCCCUCGGCCUCCGCCCCGGGGACGUCGCGCUGGUUGUCGCGCCCUCGAGGUUGGAGGUCCCCGUGCUCGACUUCGCGCUCAUGUCCAUCGGCGCCGUCGUGUCGCCGGCGAACCCGGUGUCCACGCCCGAGGAGUACGCGCACCAGGUCGCGCUGUCCAGGCCGGUCGUCGCGUUCGCGGCGCCCGAGGUGGCCGCCAAGCUGCCCGAGCAUGUGAGGUGCGUCGUUAUCGGGUCGGAUGAGUACGGGAGGCUGGCGGCGUCCGACGGCCGCCGCGCGGCGGCUCCGGCGGCGGUGGCGGUGAAGCAAUCGGACACGGCGGCGGUGCUCUACUCGUCGGGCACCACAGGGCGGGUCAAGGCCGUCGCGAUCACGCACCGCAACCUCAUCGCGCUCAUGUCGCUGCACGCCGACAACCGGGAGAAGGUCGCGAGGGAGGCCGCCGAGGCCGGCGAGGAGCCGCCGCCGCCGGCGGUGACGCUGCUCCCCAUCCCCCUGUUCCACGUGUUCGGGUUCAUGAUGGUGCUCCGCUCCGUCUCCAUGGGGGAGACCUCCGUGCUCAUGGAGCGGUUCGACUUCAUCGCCGCGCUGCGCGCCAUCGAGCGCUACCGCGUGACGCUGCUGCCCGCGGCGCCGCCCGUGCUCGUCGCCAUGGUCAAGUACGAGGAGGCGCGCCGCCGCGACCUCUCCUCCCUGCUGGUCAUCGGCAUCGGCGGCGCUCCCCUAGGCCGCGAGGUCGCCGAGCAAUUCGCUUCCGUCUUCCCCAACGUGGAGCUUGUUCAGGGCUACGGUUUAACCGAAUCGUCUGGCGCGGUGGCUGCCACAGUCGGGCCAGAGGAAUCGAAGGCAUACGGAUCGGUCGGGAAGCUGGGGUCGCAUUUGCAGGCUAAGAUUGUAGAUCCCUCCACCGGUGAGGCCCUCGGACCAGGGCAGCGCGGCGAGCUUUGGGUCAGAGGCCCAAUCGUCAUGAAAGGUUACGUGGGUGAUGAUGAGGCGACCGCAGCAACGGUUGACUCAGAAGGCUGGUUGAAAACAGGUGACCUCUGCUACUUCAAUGAAGAUGGUUUUCUAUACAUCGUUGAUCGACUGAAGGAGUUGAUAAAGUACAAGGGAUACCAGGUACCUCCAGCAGAACUGGAGCAUAUUCUGCAGUCCCAUCCUGGAAUCGCUGAUGCGGCAGUUAUCCCAUAUCCAGAUGAAGAAGCUGGGGAACUACCAAUGGCUUUCAUAGUAAGGCAACCAGGUUCAAAUAUUACCAAGGAACAAGUCAUGGAUUAUGUCGCAAAACAGGUUGCGCCAUACAAGAAGGUGCGACGAGUGGCUUUUGUCACUGCAAUACCAAAAUCGCCUGCAGGGAAGAUCCUUCGGCGGGAGCUUGUGCAGCAGGCCCUGUCGAUGGGUGCCUCCAAGCUUUGAAAUGUGUAAUUUGCUGCAGUAGUCUAGUAGAGAAUAUUUUGCUUACAUAUAGUGAACUGGAGAUUUAUAGGCCUCAAGCUUUACCAAUUAACACCUCCUUUGGAGGCUGAGAAAUUUUGGGGGGAAUUUUGGAGGACUACGAAAAUUAUGUAAAUUCCCAUGUUCCAGAGCUAGUAUAUUUUAGCUCAACAACACGGCCUCCAAAUGUCCAAUCAUAUUUCCAUGUCUACACCGUAUAUUUUCUGCAUGGAUUUACAUAUGGCAGUUUUCCAUUUUGAU